AUGUUCUCAACUAUCACCCAAGCCACUGAAUGUGUUACAUCUCACAAUUCCAGCUUGAAACUCACCACUUCAGACAUCUUAGCGCAACCUCUUCGGCUGUCUUUUAUGGAAUCUCAUGUUGCUACUCUCACCUGGUUGAGAACUACUCGGUUGAGCGGAUCCGCUCAAAGGGUUUUCUCAGAACCCAAUGCUGAUCUCUCCAAACGAAACCAUCAUCCUUGCUUCUCCCGCUCAACCCCUUUCUAUUCUCAACAUGACUUUCUCUCUUCCUCAAACUCUGACCAUCAAUCGGCUCCAAUUAAACACUUGAGAGUCUGCUCUUGUCCAGAACCAAACAUAAAAAUAACUCAUCUUUGGUUCCUUACCCGCGGUGCCUAUUUCAGCUCGGUGUCUCAGAAUGAUGUUGAAUUCCAGGAAAAACAUGGUGAUCACAGCUCUGGUCUACAGGGAACAGAUCAACUGGUAGAAUACGUUGUACCAUUUCCCUCUUCGGACCUAGACUGGCCCAGCCUUCAUGGCAUCAAAUAUCACCCUUCAGAAGCUGAAAUUGCUUCGGCAUGCUCAAGCUCAGCGAGGUCUCCCAUCGCCAUACUGGAGCUCGGCACACCUAGCUCUGAUACCUUUUUGGGUUCCGAUGUCAGCUUUUCACCUGUCCAACCAACUCUCAAUUGUCUUGAAGGCUCUAGUCUGGUAAAUGAAGUAGUCUGGGAGGAUCGGUCACACCAUAGGAUAUCCAGGAUGAUAGAGAAGGAAUUACGGGCUUCAAUCCAGAACCCCCCCUUUGAAUCUUGCAGGAUAGCCUCGGAAGUGAGGCAGGAGGUGGUGAAUUGGCUCCUACAAUUUGAUCUACACCUUCGUCGGUACCCUGACAUUCCUUCCUCCACUCGACACCGAGCUAUCACGUUAUUUUCCGCGUUUUGGUCUCAGGAUUCAAUCCCUGGCAAUAUGUUGUUGGAAGAUAUUCAAACGGUCGCUCGUCGAACAGGUGUUGCGUGCUUGAUACUAGCAUGUAAGGUUGAUAUCGAUGGUCUUCAACCUCUCUUCAAUGUCCGUCUGGAGGUCUGGGUCAAUAGGGUCGUGACCUCAGGCUGGGUAUCAGCAGAUCCACAAUCUCUAGCGUCAGACGAACGCGCAAUAUUGAGGGGGUUGUCUUACAAUGUCACCGCACCAAGUCCCUUUGACUUUGUAUCCGAGCUCCAAAUUGCGUCCUUUGAAUUGAUGAGACUUGUGAACCACUGGCCAGAGGAUUGGGAGAUGAUUCACGAGGGAUUCAAGAUAAUUCUUGAGAGGACAGUUCAAACAACCGAGUACAUACAGUACCCGACCUCGGUCCUCACAGCAGCAGCUCUGUUUCUGAGUCUAGAAGGAUGUCUCUUUGAUCAUCCGUUCGAACAAAGUGUUGUCGAAGGACGUCAGUGGUCCAGAGAUCCGGAUGGAACAUGGACCGAAAGUGUCCAUCCGAAUGCCCCUAAGACAGUAAGGGUGCAUAUGCUCAGUGAAGUGUUGUGCGAGAUGUUGGUCGAGGUGGUACAGGAGGAUAUCAUGGCUUCGGUUUGUGAUCUACUGGACUUAGACGAGGAGGAAGUUGAAGAGUGCCAGAACUGGUGCCGAUCACUCUGA
This is a messenger RNA of Melampsora larici-populina 98AG31, 1620 nucleotides long. RefSeq lists its product as uncharacterized. NCBI's taxonomy places the organism in Eukaryota, Fungi, Basidiomycota, Pucciniomycetes, Pucciniales, Melampsoraceae. The record is from RefSeq and is a predicted model, not a curated record. The transcript is spliced from 6 exons. Bases 1 to 1620 code for a protein of 539 amino acids.